CUUAAGCCAGCUGUCGAGCAACCUUCUUGCACCAUUGCCAGAAUUGUCCCGCUGGGGUUUGGACGGCUGUCGUGAGGAGUUUAUAUUUCAGCUCCUGUAGACCGAUCUGAAGACGGGCGGUAUGGAUCAUCGUGCAACCACCUUGGAGGCGGAUAAGAUCCACCAGAAUCGCCUGCCGAGUGUCACGGAUGAUGAAGAGGAGCAAGAUGCGGCAUUUACCAUUGUCAGAGUCCUGGACAAGGUGGCCACCAUUGUGGACAGUGUGCAGGCCAGUCAGAAACGCAUCGAAGAGAGGCACAGAGAAAUGGAGGAUGCCAUCAAGACGAUUCAGAUUGACAUUCUAAAGCUUGCUCAGGCUCAUGGCAACACAGGGUACACGGUUAACAAGCUGCUGGAGAAGACCCGCAAGGUUAGCGCUCGGGUUAAAGAAGUGAGGGCACGUGUCGAGAAGCAGAGUGCCAAUGUGCAGAAGGUCGAGGCCAAGCAAGAGGAAAUGCUGCGGAAAAACAAGUUUCGCGUUGUCAUUUACCAGGAGGACAUUCCGUGUCCAUCUUCUCUAUCAGUUGUCAAAGACCGGACACGAGGGGGAAGCCUAGAAGAUGCCUUCUGCCCACCUGACGAUCUCUCCUCUGAUGAGGAGUAUUUCAUAGAAGAAAGCAAAGCAUCCCGUUUUAAGAAAUCAGGCAUGAGGCGCAUCAACAAUAUCAAAAAGGCAUUUUCAAGAGAGAACAUUCAGAAAACAAGACAAAAUUUUGGGAAGAAGGUGGACAGGCUUCGAACUAGGAUAGUAACGCCAGAGAGGAGAGAACGAAUAAGGCAGUCUGGAGAGAGAUUGAGGCAAACUGGGAUAAGGUUCAAGAAAAACAUAUCCAAUGCGGCACCAACCAAAGAGACAUUCAAGAAGCAUAAGACAGCUAAAGAGCAAACCGUGGCCGAAGCUCAAGAAGGCAUCCAAGAGUCCAGUGUUGAGACAGCAGGAGAAAGUGGCGAUGCUGAACCAGCCACUGAAGAAAUUUCCUACACUGAAGUGAUAACCAAAGUGAAGAAAGACAAAGGCAGUGGAACAAAAGGCCCUUCCCAGGCAGAUGAGAAGAUAGCCAUUACUCCUGAAAAGAUCGUGCUCAAACCGGAGGCUAAAGUGAUUAUUCCUGAAAAGAUCGUGUUCAAACCAGAGCCUAUAAUGCUUAAUCCUGCAAAGACCGUGUUCAAACCAGAGGCCAAAGAAGAGGAGGAUGCCCUUCUACUGGAUCUAAAGCAAUCAGCUUAAAUGACAAACGUCUGUCUAUGGCGGGGAUGUUACUUGGGGCAGGGAAGGAGCAAUCCGUUUAACUUGGGUAGAUGUAGAGCAGUGGUUUUCAGACUUCCCUGAGGUUUCCCUUUCCAUUUUGAUUGGUCUACUGAGGAAACCUUUGAGUAUCGCCUGCAUGUUGCAGAGGAUUUGGGGGCACGUUCUAGGGCAUGACCUCCAUUCAUUUGGGGUGCCAGAUUGGUCUGUUGGACCUAGCUCUCACCCGACAUGAAAUACAGGCAUGCCCUAGGACACGUCCAGCAUUCCCCAGGAAGGUCGAUAUUGGCGGACUUCCUGUCCUUCAAACAGUUUGCCUGCCAUUACCCAUCUUCUUCUUGAAGAAUGCCUGAUAAAAUCCCAAGGAACCUCAGGGUUCCCAGGAACACAGUUUAGAAACAGUUGAUUUAGACAAAUGUGUGUUGAUUGAAUUACUAUGGAAAAUUUAUAUGUGUAUAUCUAUAUGUAUAUACUGCUUUCAUUUACAGGCAAUGACUAUUCCUUCAUCAUCUGAUGUCACCCCAGUCGUAACAAGGAACUGAUCUCCUUUGAUGUAUACACAUAAAUGCCAUUUAUUAUAACAGGUAUUGAAUUUCAACAUUAAAGGGAGGUGGAAGCCCCCUGCAUUUUAAUGGCAUUAAUUCCCUCAACAGUCUUUCGUCUAUCUGUAUUUUAUGCACAGUGACAACCAAACAGAGUAAAUCUCAUUAAAUGACUCAUUAGAUGUCUCAGGCUGACUAUUUCACAGUGGGGUGGGGGAAGAAUGUGGAGGUGAAUCCAUCAACAGAUAACUUGUUUAUCUUGAAGACCUUUGUUUGUUUCUCUCCCUCUCCAAACCGAAAUACUAGGAGAAACUGCAGCACAGUUGAUAGAUCCUUAGAAGGCAUUGGUCAGAGAGUGUUGCAUUUGUUGGCUGUAGCCAGGAAUGGACAAUGAAUGAGGAGACCAUUAGGGAGGUGAUGGAGGGUUCAAUGAUGUUAGCAAAUGCAUGUUCGCAGCAGCAAGAGAGGUAAGCAGGACUCUGGAGGAAAUAACUAGAAGGAUGUACAAAAAUAGUGGCUUGGAUCUAGGCUGACCAUUGAAUGGAAUGGCUCCUUCCAUUCAUAGAAGGCACCAGGAUG
Messenger RNA from Elgaria multicarinata webbii, 2406 nucleotides. It is a transcript of the gene CAVIN4, whose product is annotated as caveolae associated protein 4. Lineage: Eukaryota; Metazoa; Chordata; Lepidosauria; Squamata; Anguidae. The transcript has 2 exons. The record is from RefSeq and is a predicted model, not a curated record. The coding region runs from base 122 to 1267 and encodes 381 amino acids. Gene Ontology annotation, cellular component: cytoplasm; caveola. Gene Ontology annotation, biological process: regulation of gene expression.